GCCGCGCCGGAGAGACCCGCGGGGACGGUGCGCUCCGCAGCCUGUGCCCUGGGCGCCUCUGGUCGCUGGGUUUCAUCCACAGCUGGGCUGGAGCGCAGCAUCCUCCUCCGGGAAUCCGGACACGCGACUGCUCCGAGUGCGUGCGUAUGUGUGUGUGUGUGUGUGCGUGCGUGCGUGUGUGUGUGUGUGUGGAGAGACAGGGAGAGAGAGACCGGGCGCGCGCGUGUGUGCGCGCACGAGUGGGGGCAGUGCACACGCGGGGAGUGCGGGGGAGUGUGUUUGUGUGUGCGCGUGUGGAUGUGAGUGCUUGGCUCCCCCCUCUCUGACACACACACACACACACACACACACACCAUCAUUAUCAUCAUCAUCAUCACACACGCGACAGGCUCUUCCGAACUUGAAGACAUCCCACAUUCCAAGAUGCCCGAGGUUCCUGGGAAUGCUUGGAGUUCUUCAGUCUGGAAAAUCCUACCGGUAUCUUCCUGAGAGACGAUUUAUGUGUUUAUUUAUUUUAAUCUGGAAGAGAAUAAGUUGUGCUCCCCUCCCCCUCUCCGCGCCCCUGCUUGUUAAAUGCCAUGGAUAUAACCGAAUAAGCCACCUGGACGUUCGAGGCCGCCACCUGCCUGUCUUCGCCCGGAGCCGGAGGGCUUAGCUCGAGCCUGCCUGGGGCGGGCAAGGAUGCGCCGUCAAGCCAGGGAAGCCGGGCGCCCCGCGAAGCCUGCCCGGGAGCGUCCCCGCCGGAGGUAGCCGCUGCCUGGCGCAGGCGCAGAGGCUGAGUGACCAGACCAUGGAGACCCUGCUUGGCGGUCUGCUGGCAUUUGGCAUGGCAUUUGCCGUGGUUGAUGCCUGCCCCAAGUACUGUGUCUGCCAGAACUUGUCUGAGUCACUGGGGACCCUGUGCCCCUCCAAGGGGCUGCUCUUUGUGCCCCCUGAUAUCGACCGACGGACGGUGGAGCUGCGACUGGGGGGCAACUUCAUCAUCCACAUUGGCCGCCAGGACUUCGCCAACAUGACGGGGCUGGUGGACCUGACCCUGUCCAGGAACACCAUUAGCCACAUCCAGCCCUUCUCCUUCCUGGACCUGGAGAGCCUCCGUUCCCUACACCUCGACAGCAAUCGGCUGCCCAGCCUCGGAGAAGACACCCUGCGGGGCCUGAUCAAUCUGCAGCAUCUCAUCGUGAACAACAAUCAGUUGAGUGGCAUCGCCCACGAUGCCUUCGAGGACUUCCUGCUGACGCUGGAGGACUUGGACCUCUCCUACAACAACCUGCGCGGGCUGCCCUGGGACUCCGUGCGGCGCAUGGUCAACCUCCACCAGCUGAGCCUGGAUCACAACCUGUUGGACCACAUCGCCGAGGGCACGUUUGCCGACCUGCAGAAACUGGCCCGCCUGGACCUGACGUCCAAUAGGCUGCAGAAGCUGCCCCCGGACCCCAUCUUUGCUCGCUCCCAGGAUUCCUUGCUGACCGCCACACCCUUCGCCCCACCCUUGUCCUUCAGUUUUGGGGGGAAUCCCCUACAUUGCAACUGUGAACUUCUCUGGCUGAGGAGACUUGAGAGAGAGGAUGACCUGGAGACCUGUGGCUCCCCGGGGGGCCUCAAGGGCCGUUAUUUCUGGCACGUGCGGGAGGAGGAGUUUGUGUGUGAGCCGCCCCUCAUCACCCAGCACACGCACAAGCUGCUGGUUCUGGAAGGUCAGGCGGCCACACUCAAGUGCAAGGCCAUCGGGGACCCCGGCCCCCUGAUCCACUGGGUCGCCCCCGACGACCGCCUGGUGGGGAAUUCCUCCAGGACCGCCGUGUAUGACAACGGCACCCUGGACAUCCUCAUCACCACGUCCCAGGACAGCGGGGCCUUCACCUGCAUUGCAGCCAAUGCUGCGGGGGAGGCCACGGCCACCGUGGAGGUGUCCAUCGUCCAGCUCCCACACCUCAGCAACAGCACCAGCCGCACGGCACCCCCCAAGUCCCGCCUCUCAGACAUCACGGGCUCCAGCAAGACCAUCCGGGGAGGGGGAGGCAGCGGGGGUGGGGAACCACCCAAAAGCACCCCGGAGCGGGCUGUGCUUGUGUCCGAUGUGACCACCACGUCUGCCCUGGUCAAGUGGUCGGUCAGCAAGUCAGCGCCCCGAGUGAAAAUGUACCAGCUGCAGUAUAACUGCUCGGACGACGAGGUACUGACCUACAGGAUGAUCCCAGCUUCCAACAAGGCCUUCGUGGUCAACAACCUGGUGUCGGGGACGGGUUAUGACUUGUGCGUUCUGGCUAUGUGGGAUGACACGGCCACGACGCUCACAGCCACCAACAUCGUGGGCUGCGCCCAGUUCUUCACCAAGGCUGACUACCCGCAGUGCCAAUCCAUGCACAGCCAGAUCUUGGGGGGCACCAUGAUCCUGGUCAUUGGUGGCAUCAUCGUGGCCACGCUGCUGGUCUUCAUCGUCAUCCUCAUGGUACGGUACAAAGUCUGUAACCACGAGACGCCCAGCAAGAUGGCAGCGGCCGCCGCCGUCAGCAACAUGUACUCACAGACCAACGGGGCCCAAGCUCAACCACUGAGCGGUGCGCCUGCCGGGCAACCCCCACAGGGACCACCCAAGGUGGUGGUGAGGAAUGAACUCAUAGACUUCAGUGCCAGCUUGGCCCGGGCCUGUGACUCAUCCUCUUCCAGCUCUCUGGGUAGUGGGGAGGCUGCGGGGCUGGGCCGGGGUCCUUGGAGGCUCCCACCCCCAGCCCCUCGCCCCAAGCCCAGUCUUGACCGCCUGAUGGGGGCCUUUGCUUCCCUGGACCUCAAAAGUCAGAGAAAGGAGGAGCUGCUAGACUCUAGGACUCCAGCCGGGAGAGGGUCAGGGACAUCGGCCACGGGCCACCAUUCAGACCGAGAGCCGCUGCUGGGGGCCCCGGCCACCCGCGCCAGGAGCCUUCUCCCCUUGCCCCCGGAGGGCAAGGCCAAACGAAGUCACUCUUUCGACAUGGGGGACUUUGCGGCUGCCGCAGCAAGCGGGGUGGCCCCUGGUGGCUACAGCCCCCCUAGACAGGUCUCGAACAUCUGGACUAAACGUAGUCUCUCUGUCAAUGGCAUGCUUUUGCCUUUUGAGGAGACUGACUUUGUGGGGGCCAGGGGGACGUUUGGCAGCUCGGAGUGGGUGAUGGAGAGCACAGUGUAGCUCUGUCUCUUCCACCCUCAGAGAGGAAGGGGACGGAGUGGUCACUCGUGAGUCUUUGUGGAGUUUCCAUGGUGAUGUUUACAUCCAGGGACAGUUUCAUCUCCCUGUCAAUGGCCUCUUGUCCCUCCUCCCAGCCGCCACCACCGACCACCCCACGUCACCUUCCCAGGCCUGUCGCCCCCACCCAGCGGGGUGUGCUCAGGGAACGAGGAUUCACUGAAAUGUUGGACUGAGCCCUGAGUGUUUGGAGAGGCGACACGGCUGCCUUUCUAAUCACCAAUGUAGCGACAAGCGAGCGCUUUAGGAUGGCUUAUGGAUCCAGUGUUGUUUUGAUUGGUUAAUUUAUUUUUCCAUUUCCCAGACUCCUCCUCUUCAUUCUUACGGGUGUGAAAGUAUGAGGGCCAUAUUGUAUGUCUGAGCAGAGUGUGGCAUUUCCCAGUUCAUUAUUCACCCUCAACCCCGUACCCCACUCGGGGAGACACGAGUGCCCCAUAAAUGCCCAGUUUCCACUGCUGCUCGGACACCCACACCUAGCGCAGGAGCCCAAGCUAGAAGGGUGACUUCAGGACCCAGGUGGGGGCUGAGAGAAGGGCCCAUGGUGUCGGACAGAAGGGCUAUCACUCUGGGCUUGCUUUAGGGGGUUGCCUCUUUUCUGGGGCACAGGGGUGGGAAGUCCCCCACGUGCUUAUGCUGGCCAAGAGGACUUCUAUGAAAGAAAGCAGAUAAGAGGGCACUUGACCCCCAAAGCCCUGAGUCCGGUGCUCCAGGCGUCUUCUGUCGUUGGGCCUCGGUGUCCCCACCUGGGACGACUCUGGAAGGCCUCCAAGAAUAAGUUAGCACUCCCCCGGCUCCAGGUGUGUGUGUGGCGUGCAGCUCAAUGAAUGAUGUCAGGAUCAAAAGCUACCAGGGAAGCCCUUACCUUCACUGGGAAGGAACAUUCCAGAGCCCUUUAGAGGGGAAGCUUAGUCAUUUUAGAAGCAACAUACUUUCAAUGCUCAGCCUUCCUCCCUCCCCACCAGAGCAUGAGACUUGUCCAAGGCCUAUACACAGGUCACAUUAGUGACCAAACCAGAUCAGGGACCAAGGCUGCGUACCUCCUGGGGGUGGCAUUUGGGGGAUCUGUGACCCCAUCUUCCCCUUGACGUGGUUGGCUCUGUGAGCCCCCUGUGUUCCAUGUGUGUCUCCUGAAGAGGGCGUCUCAGGGCAGGAACGGGAGAGGGGGUGCCUUCUCGAUUCUCGAGGUUUUCCCCUGGAGGACCCAUGCAUGGACAUGACAGAACGGGACUGAGGUGGCUCACGGGCUCCUGUCCCCCACACUCCACACAGCUGGAGGAAAGCUGUUUCAGGCAGAGUCAAGUGACACCCUGCCGGUCACUCCUGGUCUCUCCUUGCUUCCUGCCAGAUGGCCCCUCGAGGUCAACACGCUACCUCUUGCUCUUUCCACCUCCCUGGCUCAUCCUUCCCCCUCGCCCGCCUCUCCCACAGACCUCUGCCUUUCCUCCUGUUUGUCUUCCCCCUCCUUCAGUACAGCAGCCAAGCACACAGGUGGGGAACGUUUGGGGCCUCAAAUUUCAGAUGGACCCAGACCUGGAGCUGAGCCACUGGGCCCCCACCCAGGAACACCCAGCGUGGGUGACACACACUCUUUCUCUCUGAAGAGUAGGCUUUUGGCUCUUUCCCUAGCGCCCCAAAUCUCACACCCAUGUCCCUCUCUUCCCAGCCCCUCUGCUCCAUUCCCCGCUGCCCUUCUUACUCUCCUGUCUCUGUCACUGCUUUGUCUGUCCACUUUCUUCCAGCCCUUCCUUGAUCCUUCUACCAAGGUCAUUAACAGGCCCGGUCAGUGUGCCCUGGACACCAAAGGUUAGUCCUCCAAGCCAGUCCUUGUACCAGGGAUGUACUUUCCUUGUCACACCAGUCCUCCCCCGAGACACACACACACACACACACACACACACACACAGACACACACGGGUGAUUUGAAAGGAAAUC
Messenger RNA from Jaculus jaculus (lesser Egyptian jerboa), 5155 nucleotides. It is a transcript of the gene Lrfn2, whose product is annotated as leucine rich repeat and fibronectin type III domain containing 2. The record is from RefSeq and is a predicted model, not a curated record. The coding region runs from base 791 to 3166 and encodes 791 amino acids. Gene Ontology annotation, cellular component: cell surface; postsynaptic density membrane. Gene Ontology annotation, molecular function: protein binding. Lineage: Eukaryota; Metazoa; Chordata; Mammalia; Rodentia; Dipodidae. The transcript is spliced from 3 exons.